This is a messenger RNA of Tripterygium wilfordii, 1059 nucleotides long. RefSeq lists its product as uncharacterized. NCBI's taxonomy places the organism in Eukaryota, Viridiplantae, Streptophyta, Magnoliopsida, Celastrales, Celastraceae. The transcript has 2 exons. Bases 1 to 1059 code for a protein of 352 amino acids. The record is from RefSeq and is a predicted model, not a curated record.
AUGCAUUAUGAGAUGGGAACAAGUUCCACAAACAAUUAUUCUGGUAGAGGUAGUGUUCCAUGUCGGACUUGUAAGUUCACAGGAUAUGAUUGGGUGGUUGAUGUCUUAAAUGGUAACCCAGUUCGAUGUCAAGAGUCCUUUAGAAUGUCUGUCAAUGUUUUUAAGAGAUUAUGCAGGGUACUUAGGGAUGAUUAUGGACUAGAAUGCUCCAAUAAAGUUGGGAUUACUGAGAUGGUUGCAAUGUUUGUCUUCAUACUCGGACAUGCACAGUCAAACCGUGAUAUUGGGGAGCGUUUUCAACACUCUGGAGAGACCAUUAGUCGCCUAUUUCAUAAGGUGUUGCAAGCGGUUAUGAAGAUGUCCAAGGAGAUAAUUAAACCAAUAGGAGAUCAGUUGAAUGAAACACCGACUUACAUUAGGGAGCAUCCAAAAGUAUGUUAUCGCAUAUGUUUCAAAGACUGCAUUGGGGCACUAGAUAGGACACAUAUUCCGACUGUUGUCACUCCCGAGAAGAGACAAAGGUAUACUGGGAGAAAAGGAGUCCCAACACAGAAUGUGUUGGCAGUGUGCGACUUUGGCAUGUUGUAUACCUAUGUUCACUUGGGUAAGUAUUAUUUGGUGGACGCUGGAUAUGCAAACAAGACAGGUUUUUUAGCACCAUACAAAGGUGAAAGGUACCAUGUUCUUGUAUUCCAGAAUGGGGCCCCUGUAGCUGGACAUCGUGAGGUUUUCAACAAGGCACAUGCCAAGCUUAGAAAUGUCAUCGAACGGACAUUUGGAGUUACCAAGAAGAAGUGGCGGAUUUUGGGGUCCAUGACUUCAUUUGAUACCAAGAUACAGGCAAAGAUUGUGAUAGUGUGCAUGACCCUUCACAAUUUUAUUAAACUCAAUGCUGACCUUGAUUCUGAUUUUAAUGAAAUUGAAUCAACGCCUGUGGUCGAAGAUGAUAUUAUGCCCGAUGUUGUCAUAGAAGAUGUGGUAGAGGAUGAAGAUGACAAUUUACUCAUUGAUGACGCCAACAUGGCACAGUUCCGGUCAUGUUUGCACAACAACUCAUGA